This is a messenger RNA of Penaeus monodon (black tiger shrimp), 839 nucleotides long. Its product is annotated as C-type lectin domain family 17, member A-like. Lineage: Eukaryota; Metazoa; Arthropoda; Malacostraca; Decapoda; Penaeidae. The coding region runs from base 79 to 582 and encodes 167 amino acids. The transcript is spliced from 4 exons. The record is from RefSeq and is a predicted model, not a curated record.
GCUGUUAGCAACAACAGCACUAUCGGAGGUGUGUAGGAGUAUAUAUAACAACGAUAGGCGGUGGGUCUGUGCGCAACGAUGAAGUCCUCGGCUGUUUUUGUGCUCUUGGCAGCUGUCUUUUGGGGGAGCGAUGGGGUGACGGAGGCCGCAAGCCCCGUGAAAAAUGACGUGUGCACCCAUCCCUUCGUGGACAUCAACGGCCGCUGUCUGUUCAUCAACAACUUCGCCCAAAUGGACUGGGACGCGGCGCGCACAUUCUGUGGUGGCUUCCAGAGCGACCUCGUCACGCUGGACGAAGCCAACCUGCUCGCUGACAUCGUCGACUUCAUCAACAAGGAAGGGCUGACUGAGCGCAGCUACUGGAUCGGCGGGAGCGACCAAGCGUUGGAGGGCGAAUGGACGUGGACCGACGGUACCUCGGUGCGCAUGGGGACCCCCACCUGGGGCGCCGACGGCCAGAGCCAGCACCCGACGGGGGGAAACGACGAGAACUGCGUCGGCCUCGACAAGGAUAACUUCUUCUUUUUCAACGACUUCUCUUGUAGCUCCGAAAUUUCUCUCAUCUGCGAGCUCAAGCUGUAAAGCGUGGUCCGUCGCCUGCUUUUAAGUGUCACUUUUUCACCAUUGUUUCAGAUCUCCGAAGAUAACAGACUCCGACUUUCUCCAUUUCUUUCUUCAUUUAUAUCUGAAAGCUGUACAUCUCUUAAAGGGAAAAAAAAAACAGAUACAUACAAAAAGAAAAAAACAGAUGAGUACAUUUUCAAUGUAAAAUUAAUUAUAAAGGGGAAUCUGUAUAAGGCUUUAUAUUCCAAUAAAAAGUCGUCCAUUGCUAUAUUCUA